CUAUCCCAUUGUUGGUAUCAUUGCUGCCACGAUUGGUCCUACAUAAUGAUAAUGGGAAAUUAUGGCAUCAAAUGACUUUUCAGGAAUUUUCUCUAUCGCUCCAGGGAUUGCUUCCGUUUUUUCUUCUACUUCUGCGAGAGAGAUGCGCUUCCUCUAUGUAAGGGAUUGUCGGCUAAAAAUCUCUAAAUCUAAUGUCGUCGAAUCUCCCUGGGAAAAUUCAGUAAUCCAACCCUGGAAGACUAGACUCGGUUUACGCUCCCCUCCUCAUGUAUAAAUUCUGCCCAAUGCUCUUCUCUUUUUCAUUCCUUUCCCUCUUCCCUCCCUUCGUCGGAAUCAUCACUCUUUUCCCCUUAGCAUAGCCUACCCGUCCAACUCUCCUUCUUCUAGUCUCAACCAAUCUCAUUCCACAAAUGUCUUCCACAUACGCGCUCAAUCGCCCUCCUUCCCCUGGUGCUCACUCCCAAUCAUCCACGUUCAUUUCCUCGACUGCCACCGCCGUUGGUUCUACUAACGGUUCCAUCGGUUGGCGUUCCUGGACGAAACCAAAGACCUAUCGCUAUUCUUUGAGCGCGUUUUCAAAUUUCCCAAAACGACUCUUUUCACCUCCUGAACCGGGUGUACCUUUGCUUGCGACGGUGGGAUCGUUCUCGUUGAAGCCUGCUUAUGAGAUUAGACUCGAGGAUAUCUUAGCUGGAAAGCAUCAGCCUCCGUUGGGAUUGAAGGAUUUUGAGGAAUGGCUGAUGUUUCGCGAGCUUUCGGUUGAGAAUCUCUACUUCCUCCAAUGGCUCCAAGAAUACACCAACCAUUACAACAGUGGGAACGCCUCAUCUUCUCAACUCUGGUUCACGUUCCUUCGAGCGAAAGCAUCGUUCUUUGUGCCCAAUGGUUCACUGGAGCUGAAUCUACCUUCCCACAUUGUCAAGGAAAUUGCAGCCAUCUCGCUCGCGAAUUCAACUACAUCCUCAGGUUCAGCCACCACCCCGCCGCCGUCUCCAACCUCUGCCUCUGCCAAUGCUGCUGCCAUCACUGUCACUUCUCCCACCAAGGUCACUUCCGCAGCAAUGUUCGGUUCCACUCCUAACACACGUGUGGGAUCUCAAGCGCCUCCACCUCCACCUUCGGCUUUCCAUGCAUCCAAAAAAGCUGUCGAGGCGAUGUUGAGCGUGAGUUUGUCUAAAUUCGUGCAGCAGUCGAUGGGGAACGCGGAUGCGCCUCGGAGCGUGUAUUGUACGGGUUUGGCAUUGGGGACGAUCGCCAUGGGAUUGAUCCCAACUAUAUUGGGAUUCGUGAUGAUUGGCGGAAGAGUCUUGCUGAGAAGCAGGUGGUGGAGGUUGUUGGGGCUGCCGUUCUUUUGGCAAGGGAUCGUCGUUAUGCUUUGUUCUUAUGCGAGGAUUUGUAUGAUCAUCUAUUUCUGGGGUGAUUAUCGACAGUUGCACGGCUACGAGUUGGACAUGCCGUCUAUUGCUCCUGGUCCUCUCAUCAGCAAGACGACCACGACGACCGUCACCAAUUCCAAGGAUGGAUCUACGGAUCCUACUAGUCCGCGUUCAAAGUUGACGUAUCCUCCUCCUACAUCUCAACCAACUAUUCAGGAGGAAGACUUUGGAUGCCAGGGUGUUCAUGAAGAGGACGAUACGAAAGAAGGUUACAAAGUCGAUGUUGAGGCUCAGAUGGAUACGCUCAGUCCACCAGUGUCUUCUUCACCUACACGGCACGUACUCAACUUUGCGAGUCAACCUUCUAUGCAGAGCAUCAAUUCUGCUUACAUGGAAGGUCUAGAGGAUGGAAUCGUGGAACUGAAGGGUGAAGAUGAAGAAGAGUCGGAUGAUUUGAAAUCUAACAUCAUGGCGAGAAAGGGUCCUCCCGCUCCAUCUCCGUUCCUCCCCCUCUCCAAUCACUCAAUUCACAUACCCGCGUUUCGAACGCAUCAUCAUCAUCAUCAACCCCAAAUCAUCGCUCUUUCUCCCACUUCGGUAGCCAUGAACGCCGCCUUUUUCGACUUUGAUUCUCUCGUUCCAACUUCCCCCAACAGUACAGGUCAACCCGUCGUCGAAAGAAGUUCUCGUACUUCGUCCUCAUCCUUCUCGUUCUUCUCCCGUCGGAAGAAGGCCUCCCAUCGCCCGACGUCUUCUUUGGGCUUUAGCUUCAAUGCCAACUCACCUCAGGUUCACGCCCUCGGCUCGAAGAAGCGCUUGUCAUCGAUUCGAACGACGAAACGAAGGUCUUUCGUUACGAGACAGGUGGUUCAGGUCUUUGCGCCUGUGACGAAAAUCGUUAGUCCGAUCGUGCAAAGAGCGAUUUGGACUUGCGUGAUGAGGAGUAGCGCUUGGGCUUGCGUCUUUGCGGUUUUGUUUGCGAUCGCGUUGAUCGUGAUUCCUGAAAAGCGUUAG
Messenger RNA from Cantharellus anzutake, 2390 nucleotides. RefSeq lists its product as uncharacterized. Bases 411 to 2390 code for a protein of 659 amino acids. The transcript has 5 exons. The record is from RefSeq and is a predicted model, not a curated record. NCBI's taxonomy places the organism in Eukaryota, Fungi, Basidiomycota, Agaricomycetes, Cantharellales, Hydnaceae.